GCUUCACAUCUCACUUCGUUUGACAAGUUGUCAAAUCCCUUCACAGUUCUACCAACAUUCCACAUCAAAAAUGUGAAGUUUCCUCUUUCCGGCUUACGCCAUUGUCAAACACAGACGUGUAAAAUAUAAAUAACGGCACCAUGUCUGAAGUGGAAGCGUUCGAUAACUUCGAGGAGGAACAGCCCCAGGUCUUCGAUCAGGCCCCGGUGGUGCAGCCAGCGGAACUUCCGGACAUUAAGCUGUUCGGUCGCUGGAGCAGCGACGAUAUCCACAUUUCGGAUAUUUCCGUGUCGGACUACAUCGCCGUCAAGGAAAAGCACGCCAAAUAUCUGCCCCAUUCGGCUGGCCGUUAUGCCGCCAAGCGUUUCCGCAAGGCCCAGUGCCCGAUCGUGGAACGCUUGACCAACUCGCUGAUGAUGAAGGGCCGCAACAACGGCAAGAAGCUGAAGGCCGUCCGCAUCGUGCGCCACGCGUUCGAGAUCAUGCACCUGCUGACCGGGGAGAACCCGCUGCAGAUCGUGGUUCAGGCCAUCAUCAACUCCGGACCACGUGAAGACUCGACCCGUAUCGGCCGUGCCGGUACCGUCCGUCGUCAAGCCGUCGACGUGUCGCCGCUCCGUCGUGUCAACCAGGCUAUCUGGCUGCUGUGUACUGGUGCCCGCGAAGCUGCAUUCCGUAACAUCAAGACCAUCGCUGAAUGUUUGGCUGAUGAGCUGAUCAACGCUGCUAAGGGUUCCUCCAACUCGUACGCCAUCAAGAAGAAGGAUGAAUUGGAACGUGUCGCCAAGUCUAACCGAUAAGGUGGAUCUAUGUAAAAGAUCUUAGAUCGAAAUAAUAAAACGUCUCGUUGUUACUAUCCUAUGCAGACAAAA
Messenger RNA from Armigeres subalbatus, 872 nucleotides. RefSeq names its product small ribosomal subunit protein uS7. The record is from RefSeq and is a predicted model, not a curated record. Gene Ontology annotation, biological process: translation; ribosomal small subunit assembly. Gene Ontology annotation, cellular component: cytosolic small ribosomal subunit; ribosome. The coding region runs from base 141 to 800 and encodes 219 amino acids. The transcript has 4 exons. Gene Ontology annotation, molecular function: mRNA binding; rRNA binding; structural constituent of ribosome. NCBI's taxonomy places the organism in Eukaryota, Metazoa, Arthropoda, Insecta, Diptera, Culicidae.